AUGGUCGAUGAUGCAGCAAUGGAUAGUCAAGAUGCAGUAGCUCAUGCAGCAGGCAAUGGUCGUUUGGAUUUGGUCCAAUGGUAUUGCAACAUGAAAGGUCCGCAUGCUUUCGGAUGGAAUGUCAUGGAUGACGCAUUAGCACAGAAUCAGAUGAAAGUGGUGCAAUUUCUAGACUGUGUAUUGGGCAACCGAUGUACUCGACGAGGGCUGGAAAAAGCGGCUUUACACGGACAUUUGAAAGUCGUCCAAUGGCUCAAUAACUUACGAUAUUACGAGAUCAAAACGUUCAGGACUCUGGAAAAUGUGAUUGCAGGAGGACUCUUGCACGUUGUGAAAUAUGUGAUGGAAACGGUGGUGGUGGUGGCUUAUACGUCGUGGAUGCAGGCAGCAUUGACUGCUGCAGUUAUGUAUGGACAGUGUCAGAUUUUACAAUGGCUUCAUGAUCGGGCGUCAGUGAAAGCUGCUGUGCUGGCUUCCUGGACCCCAUUACCAUGUGAAUGUCUCCUGAAGGCGAGAAACAGCUCGUCGUGGAGUUGA
Molecule: messenger RNA, 537 nt
Organism: Peronospora farinosa
Lineage: Eukaryota; Oomycota; Peronosporomycetes; Peronosporales; Peronosporaceae
Source: the annotation of a GenBank genome assembly